AUGUGUGAGGGUGAUGUGGGUGUGGGUGUGGAUGUGUGCGGGUGGUGUAAAUGUGGGUGGGAGGAGGGCAGGACCGUGGGCGUGGAAUGGAAUGUUCCUGCGAUGCUGGAUCCCUCGCCAUGUGGGGGCGAGUCGAGGCCGAGCGCUGGCGAGGACUUCGUGAUCCACUUCGAAACGGACUUACGUGUCUGUGUGUCGAAGCCCCCCUCCCCCGGCGCCCCUUGGGUCCCCCAGCCCCCCCAGCGCCCCCUGGCCCCGCCCCCCAUCUACAACUACGGCGGCUACAACGCCCCCGUCGGCUACUACGGCUUCCAGGGCUACCCUAUCCACGCUGUGGGCGGCCUUUACCCGGGCAUGGGCAUCACCUCGCCGCAGGCCCGCCCGCAGAGCGCUGCCGCCUUCCAGGCCGCGCCGCCCGUGUCCUCGGAGAGCGCGUGUGAGGCGCCGCCGUCCCUCCCGCAGGGCGGGCUCGGCUCCUCCGGCCUCCUGGACGCGUCGAGCGCGUCCUUCCUGGACGUGACGGGCCAGAGCGACACCACGCUGCUGCAGCCGCCCGAGAGCCCCGCCCACGCCGCCCACGCCCCGUGCACGCCGGCCGAGGGGCGCCCGGCCGUCGACCUGAACCACAACGUGCGGCCCAAGGGGGACAUCAAGCAGGAGGGGGCGGGGGGGUACGGCUCCCCCGCCGCGCUGGCGCCGGGGGGCGCGAGGCGGCAGUGCCUGGCCCCGUCCGUGGCACUGCCGCCCGCCGACGCCGCGGCCGCGGGCGGCGGCGGCAGCCCCUUCGAGAACGAGCUGCGGGCGGCGGCGGCGCACAAGAUGGCGCUCAGCAUCCGGUCGUUCUCCAUCACGGACGCCGAGUACGAGGCGCUGGACGACGCGGCCAGGGCGUCGCCGCAGUCGCCCGCGCCCUCGCCGCACGCCCUCGCCGCCCACGAGCCGCUGGCCGCCUACACCAUCGGCGCCUUCCUGCCCGAGGCGCAGGAGGCGCCGUUCGCGGAGGGCGUGGCGGCGGGCGGAGGCCAGCACUACGCGGACACGCACGAGUACAAGAAGGAGAGCGCGGGCGAGGGCGACGACCAGGGCGCGGACGCCUACGCGGGCGUGCUCCCGUCCGCCCACUUCGACGUGGCGUGCUACGAGGCCGCGGGCGGCGACAGCGGCUUCCUGCACCAGCCCCACCCGGCCGCCCACGGAGGCUUCUCGGGCUCCCCCUUCCACGACGCCCGGACCACCUCCUCCUCGGCCUCCGACGCCCACGCUCACGGCGACAAGGAUGGGGGCUUCGCGGAGGCGUACGGGAGUUACCUGCAGCAUCAGUUCGGCUCCGGCGUGGGCGCCCACGAGAGCCUCCUGGGCGGCACGCCGCGCCACCAGCCGCACCUCCACCUCCAGCACCCCCACCUCCACGCCGACAAGGGCCGGGCGGCCAGCGCCGGACCCCCGCCCUCCACCCCCUACUCGGCCUCGUCGCCCUCGUCCUCCAACUCCACCUCCACCUCCAGCUCGCUGUCGUCGUCCUCGGCGCCCUUCGCCCCCGCCUCCGCCGCCAGCGCCAUGCCCUCCCUGGCGGGCUCCACCAUCCUCCUGAACCCCAUGGCCCUGCUGGCGGACUCCGAGUGCGAGGGCGCCGCCGCCGCGCCCAAGGGCAGGCCCGAGUUCAGCACGCUCGACCUGGCGGCGCUGCAGGAGGAGGCGCACGAGGUCGUCAUCUGCGAGUGA
Messenger RNA from Penaeus indicus, 1722 nucleotides. Its product is annotated as atrophin-1-like. Lineage: Eukaryota; Metazoa; Arthropoda; Malacostraca; Decapoda; Penaeidae. The coding region runs from base 1 to 1722 and encodes 573 amino acids. The transcript has 3 exons. The record is from RefSeq and is a predicted model, not a curated record.